Messenger RNA from Linepithema humile (Argentine ant), 1022 nucleotides. The record is from RefSeq and is a predicted model, not a curated record. NCBI's taxonomy places the organism in Eukaryota, Metazoa, Arthropoda, Insecta, Hymenoptera, Formicidae.
AUACCGUUAAUCGUGUAAUGAAAUUCAUGCUCAUCUCGCUUGGUAUCUGGCCGGAUGCGUCGUGCGUCACGUUCUGCAGAAUAUUUUGGAGCAUUACAAUAGCAACCCUCCAAUUUUGGCACUAUCGAUAUUUUCUAACACAUUACCACUCUAUCGACAUGUUUGACUUCAUGGAAUGGUGUAGUAGCUUUCUAGGAUACUGGAAACUAUUCACUAAGUACGUUUGUUUUUGGCUGAAUCAGCGAAUAUUCGAUAAAAUUUUGACGAUGAUGGCGGAAGAUUGGAGCGACUGUUCUAACAGCGAUAUCGAAAUGCGCACAACAGCAGACAAAGCAAAGACAUCGGAUUAUGUCACUAAUGCCCUCAUCGCUUUACACUCGCUCGCCGUGCUCUUAUACGGCACCAGUGUCCUCCUGGCAGAUGUCGAUGUGACCAAUCGCACGAUCGAUCUAACAAUUCACAAAAUAGAAGUUCCUUUCAACAUAAACACACAACGCACGUACAAAAUUGUAUUAAUUACGGAAAUAAUGUACAUGCUCGCGGCUGGCGUGGGAAACAGCAUACCAAACAUUUUACUGCUAACUUUCAGCAGAGCAAUCGGACUCGCUGCAUAUAAUUGUCAAUGGUACGAUUUGGCACCUAAGCAAAGUCGUGUACUGUUAUUUAUAAUACUAAGAUCACAAAAGCAAUUGACACUAACAGUUGGAAAGAUGACAGAUCUCUCGUUGCGAUGCUUUGCAAGUAUCAUGAAUUCUGCGGCAUCAUACUUAUCAGUGCUGCUGGCGAUGCAAUAAACACCAAAAAAUUCAUCUCGUCGACUCUCAUCUGACGUAAAGUAUGUAAUGUGUAAAUCACUAAUUAAACAAACGCAUAUUAUAACGUAACAUAUUUUCCGAAUGCAUCCUUCGAGGUAAUAAAAAAUAAUUCAAUAAGAUAGUGUACAGAGAAGAUAUCAAAAUGUGGUCGAAAAACUAUAUCACAGUAAAAUAUCAGUGUAUCUCUCAUUUCUACAAAUUCUUCGG